UUUCUUUAGGACAGGGGCUGGGCAGAGGGCUCAACAGUGGACACCAGUGAGGAGCUGAGGAGGCACUGACCUGAGGACUGAAAGCUGAGGAGAAAGGGCACAGCGAAGGAGGUCUUAGGUUGGAGUCAUGAGGGUGGGAGCCGCAGCUUUGGCUGGGGGGAUUUUCGGGGCGGUAGGGACUCUGUGUUUCUUCGUGGCCUUUGGUACAGACUACUGGCUGGUGGCUAGUGACAACUGUGGACAAUAUACAUGGCCGAUGCAAACAACCCCAACAGGGGAAAAAGAUGCCAAUGGGACUGAGAUCCAGUUGGAGGAGAAAUCCGUCACUGUCUCUCCAUCGUCUCUCGCCCUCCAUCAUGAGGGUUUUUUCUGGCGCUGUUUGUUUCAGGUGGAGCCCACAACACAUGCAGUCCUGGCCACUCUCUUCACAAACCAGCCAGAGUCCAAGGUGUGUAUCCAUGGUUACCUCUUCCCUCUGCCUGUCGCGCUUGGACCGGUGCCUCAUCCAAGUUAUGAUGCUACAGCAGUGUUUCGAGGUUUUUGGACCGUGCUGAUAAUCCUCGGGCUGGUCUCAGCUCUGACUGGAGUCUUCCUCUUGGUCUGUGGUGUCCCCUUCUUUAGCCAUCAACUCUACAAAGUGGGGGGAGCCUUCCUUAUCGCUUCUGCCUGCCUGUUCCUGUUCAUGCUCCUGCUCUACGUGCUGUGGAUGGAGGUGGUGGAUGUGAAGCGCUACGUCCUGCAGGAGAGAAGCAAGAUGUGCCCAGAUCCAGAGGUUUCGGUGCUCUACGGCCUGUCGUUCAUGGUGGCGGCAGCUGGCGUGCCUCUGGAGCUCAUCUCCGGGUUGGUCUUCAUGUUGGUGGGCCGGGCGCUGCGUGCCAGCAAGUGAGCUCACCAUCUGGCCUGUAGGAGAAGAGUGGACUGACCUUUUCUUGUCCUGCACUGGGACUCAGCGGCACACUCGUGGGAUGUAAAUACCAACUGGAAAGAUACAAUCAAUAUUACAGCACCACCCUUUGGAUGUUAAGUAGCAUGCAGUCAGAAACACUGGCUUGGUGUAUCAGUUUUCUAUCAUUUGCUUUGCUUGAUUUCCACAAAUAGGUCAGUGGUAGAGUUUACAGGAUUAAUGUGAUGUGAUGUGGAUAUGAUACUGGCAUUAGGGAGUAGUAUAAGAUGUGCUGAGACUGUUUUUUUCUAAGGAACACUCUGUGAAUAUAAACAUUUCUUCCACCCAA
Molecule: messenger RNA, 1232 nt
Organism: Lates calcarifer (barramundi perch)
Lineage: Eukaryota; Metazoa; Chordata; Actinopteri; Centropomidae
Product: transmembrane protein 182
Exons: 5
Coding region: 128-886 (252 amino acids)
Cellular component (GO): membrane
Source: RefSeq, a predicted model, not a curated record